Engraulis encrasicolus (European anchovy) is the source of this 3746-nucleotide messenger RNA. RefSeq names its product ATP-dependent translocase ABCB1-like. The transcript has 26 exons. Gene Ontology annotation, molecular function: ATP hydrolysis activity; ABC-type oligopeptide transporter activity; ATP binding. Gene Ontology annotation, cellular component: membrane. The record is from RefSeq and is a predicted model, not a curated record. Gene Ontology annotation, biological process: transmembrane transport. NCBI's taxonomy places the organism in Eukaryota, Metazoa, Chordata, Actinopteri, Clupeiformes, Engraulidae.
GGACAGGCAACACGGGGCAAGUGCGCGUGAGUGGCGCCAGAUAACAGCGGCUGGUGGUCGCGAAAACGAAGAUCCCAGCGGUUGACGAAAUAAUAGAACCGACGUCGCAACGUUCGAACACAAUGGGGAAGAAUUCUGUGAAAGACCAAACUCCGGGGAAGGGUGAAGGGGAGCCUAACGGGGUGUUAAGCAAGGGGAAAGGAGAAGAGAAGGAGAAAGAGGAGAAGAUGGAGAUGGUUGGGACAUUCGAGAUUUUCCGCUUUGCGGAUAGCGUGGACGUCCUGUUGAUGGUGUUCGGCACGAUCAUGUCCAUGGUGAACGGCGCCAUCCUCCCCCUCAUGGUCAUCGUCUUCGGGGACAUGACCAACAGCUUCGUCGACAACGCCCAGGCCCCCAACAUCUCCGCCUACCCCAACUUCACGCUGCCCCCCAAUUUCACGUUUCCACAGCAGUCUAAUGAGACCUUUGGGGAGCAGAUGACUAGGCAUGCCAUAUACUACAGCAUCAUGGGAGCUGUAGUGCUGGUGGCGGCCUACAUGCAGGUGGCCUUCUGGACGCUGGCGGCCGGCCGGCAGGUGAAGAGGCUCCGCAAGAAGUUCUUUCACGCCAUCAUCCAGCAGGAGAUCGGCUGGUUCGACGUCAACGAGAUCGGGCAGCUCAACACGCGACUCGCCGAGGACAUCCUGAAGAUCAACGAGGGUAUCGGCGAUAAGAUCGGCCUGCUCAUCCAGUCGGUGACCAGCUUCCUGACGGGCUUCGUGGUGGGCUUCGUCUACGGCUGGAAGCUCACGCUCGUCAUCCUCUCCAUCAGCCCCCUGCUCGGAAUAUCGGCAGCCAUCAUCGCCAAGGUCAUGACGUCCUUCACGUCCAAGGAGCAGACGGCGUAUGCCAAGGCAGGAGCGGUGGCGGAGGAGGUGCUGUCGGCCAUCAGGACCGUCUACGCAUUCGGAGGACAGAAGAAGGAAAUAGAAAGGUACAAUAAGAACCUGGUGCAUGCCAAGAACAUGGGCGUGAAGAAGGCGACGACGGUGAACAUCGCGGUGGGCUUCACCUACUCCAUGAUCUACAUGUCCUACGCCCUCGCCUUCUGGUACGGCAGCACGCUCAUCAUCGCCGACGAGUACAGCAUCGGAGACGUCCUGACGGUUUUCUUUUCGGUCAUCAUUGGUGCCUUCUCCCUUGGCCAGUGCUCUCCAAACCUCCAGACCUUCGCCAGCGCAAGAGGCGCCGCACACAAGAUAUACGCCAUCAUCGACCAUAAACCCAAGAUCAACAGCUUCUCCUCUGACGGCCACAAGCCCGACCACAUCAAAGGAAACAUCGAGUUCAAGAACAUUCACUUCAACUACCCCUCGCGACCAGACGUUAAAGUUCUGCAGAACAUGAGUCUGAAGAUCUCCAAUGGCCAGACCAUCGCGCUGGUGGGCAGCAGUGGGUGUGGCAAGAGUACUACUGUACAACUCCUGCAGCGCUUCUACGACCCCGAGCAAGGAUCGUGCGUGGUUGAUCCUCAGGUGAGGCAGGGCCGGACCACCAUCAUCGUGGCCCAUCGUCUGUCCACCAUCCGCAACGCUGACGUCAUCGCCGGCUUCCAGAACGGGACGAUCGUGGAGCUGGGAACGCACGCAGAGCUGAUGGAGAAAGGAGGCGUCUACCAGACACUCGUCAACAUGCAGACCUUCAAGAGUGUGGAGGAGCUGGACGAGGAGGAGGAGUUGAGGAUGAGGACCACGUCGGUCAGCUCCAUGUCCGAGCACGACCUGGUCAGGCAGAAGUCCAGACGCGCCUCCCUCGUGCCCAAGAAAGACCCGGAGGAGGAGCAGGAGGUGGAGGAUGAUAAGCCCCCGGCCGUGAGCUUCUUUGAGGUGCUGAGCUGGAACGCCCCCGAGUGGCCCUACAUGGUCGUGGGCAUCCUGUGUGCCGUCAUCAACGGGGGCAUGCAGCCCGCCUUCGCCGUCAUCUUCUCCAAGAUCAUCUCCGUGUUUGCAGAGAAUGACGACGCCGUGGUCCGGCAGAAGGCCGACCUCUACUCGCUGCUCUUCGCCGGCAUCGGCCUCGUCUCGUUUGUCACACUUUUCCUGCAGGGCUUCUGCUUCGGGAAGGCUGGAGAGAUCCUAACCAUGAGGCUGCGACUCAGCGCCUUCAAAGCCAUGAUGAGACAGGAUCUGGGUUGGUAUGACGACACCAAGAACAGCGUGGGUGCUCUAACUACAAGGCUGGCCACUGACACCGCUCAAGUCCAGGGUGCCACAGGUCUGCGCCUGGCCACAUUAGCCCAGAACGUGGCCAACCUGGGCACGUCCAUCAUCAUCUCCUUCGUGUACGGCUGGCAGCUGACCCUCCUCAUCCUCACGGUGGUGCCCAUCAUGGCCGUGGCCGGCGCCAUCCAGAUGAAGAUGCUCGGGGGACACGCCACCAAGGACAAGAAGGAGCUCGAGAAGGCCGGCAAGGUUGCUACGGAGGCCAUUGAGAACAUCCGCACGGUGGUGUCCCUGAGCCGAGAGAAGACCUUUGAAGACCUGUACCAGGAGAACCUCCACGUGCCCUACAAGAACUCUGUGAAGAAGGCCCAUGUGUUCGGCUUCACCUUCUCCUUCUCCCAGGCCAUGAUCUACUUCGCCUACGCCGGCUGCUUCAAGUUCGGCGCCUGGCUCAUCGAGCAGGGUCACAUGACCUUCGAGGGCGUCUUCCUGGUGAUCUCAGCCCUGAUCUACGGGGCCAUGGCCAUCGGAGAGGCCAACUCCUUCACGCCCAACUACGCCAAAGCCAAGAUGUCCGCCUCCCACAUCAAGAUGCUCACCGAGCGGGUCCCCGCCAUCGACAACGCCUCCGAGGAAGGAGAGAAACCGCUGAAGUUCGAGGGCGACGUGACGUUCGAGGACGUGUUCUUCAACUACCCGUCUCGUCCGGACGUGCCGGUGCUGAAGGGGCUGCGUCUGCGCGCGCGUAAGGGCCAGACGGUGGCGCUAGUGGGCAGCAGCGGCUGCGGAAAGAGCACCACCAUCCAGCUGCUGGAGAGAUUCUACGACCCCGCGCACGGCUCUGUGCGUCUGGACGACAUGAACACGCGGGGCCUGAACAUCCAGUGGGUGCGCGCCCAGAUGGGCAUCGUAUCCCAGGAGCCCGUCCUGUUCGACUGCAGCCUGGCCGAAAACAUCGCCUACGGAGACAACAGCCGCACCGUGAGCCAGCAAGAGAUCGAACAGGCCGCCAAGUCAGCCAACGUCCACUCGUUUAUAGACAGCCUGCCAGAGAAGUACCAGACGCUGGCGGGGGACAAGGGGACGCAGCUGUCGGGGGGCCAGAAGCAGCGCAUCGCCAUCGCCAGGGCCAUCGUCCGCAACCCCAAACUACUGCUGCUGGACGAGGCCACGUCCGCACUCGACACCGAGAGCGAGAAGAUCGUGCAGGAGGCGCUGGACUAGGCUCGUCAGGGCCGCACGUGUCUCGUAGUGGCCCAUCGCCUCUCCACCAUCCAGACGGCCGACGUCAUCGCCGUGUUCCAGGACGGGGUGGUGGUCGAGCAGGGCACACACCAGCAGCUGCUGGCCAAGCAGGGCGUCUACCACCAGCUCGUCACCUCGCAGAUGGGAAUCGUACAGUAACGCAGCAAGGCGUCUACCACCAGCUCGUCACCUCGCAGAUGGGAAUCGUACAGUAACGCAAGGCGUCUACCACCAGCUCGUCACCUCGCAGAUGGGACUCGUCCAGUAAAUGUGUAGUAAAAAAGCCGCACUCCCGGAUCA